AUGGCUUUGAACGGAAAAGUUGUGCUUCUUACCGGAGCUUCCAUGGGCAUUGGCGAGGCUAUUGCUCAUGCCUUGGCCAGCCAAGGAGCAAAGCUGGCACUUGUGUCGAGAACAGAGUCUACUUUGAAGGAGUUAUCGGCGCGCAUACAGUCGCAACACUCGGGAUGCGUAGCCAAGUACUACGCCCUAGAUGUCGGAAAUUACGAAUCAGUCGACAAAGGUGUAGCGCAAGCCGUCAAGGACCUGGGACAGAUUGACAUCCUAAUUAACAAUGCUGGUCUUGCGCUGGGAACUCCAGCUCGCUUCCCAGAUCUCAUGAUCUCAGACAUUGUCACCAUGAACAAUACCAAUGUCAAUGGAUACAUGUUCAUGACGCAUUCCGUGCUGAAUCACUCCAUGAUGCCGCGGGGAGGUCAAGGCACCAUCCUCAACAUCACUUCGGUAACGGGUCUUGAGGCUCCGCCGUUCCCAGGAGAGACGGUGUACCAUGCGAACAAGGCAUUGCAGGAGGCUUUCACCAACGGUCUCAGGAACGAGCUGAGCGAAACAAACAUCAGGGUUUUGGCCUUGCGCCCAGGAGUGGUGGAUACGCAUUUCCACACACAACGUGUCGGUUAUGACAAGGACAUGCAUGAGGGCUUUAUGAAGGGAUUCCAACCGCUGGAUGCCAAUGAUAUUGCCGGGGCAGCUAUUUUCAUGCUGAGCCAGCCACUAAACUAUUCGGUCAAGGCGCUGGACGUCGUACCAACAGCGCAACGAUCUCUGAAUGUGUUUGAUAGAAAAUGGAAUGAGCGCAACAGUAAAGGCAAGGAAUAG
Molecule: messenger RNA, 816 nt
Organism: Pestalotiopsis fici W106-1
Lineage: Eukaryota; Fungi; Ascomycota; Sordariomycetes; Amphisphaeriales; Sporocadaceae
Exons: 7
Coding region: 1-816 (271 amino acids)
Cellular component (GO): cytosol
Molecular function (GO): oxidoreductase activity
Source: RefSeq, a predicted model, not a curated record